Messenger RNA from Colletotrichum acutatum, 1332 nucleotides. RefSeq names its product major facilitator superfamily domain-containing protein. Gene Ontology annotation, molecular function: transmembrane transporter activity. Bases 1 to 1332 code for a protein of 443 amino acids. The record is from RefSeq and is a predicted model, not a curated record. Gene Ontology annotation, biological process: transmembrane transport. Lineage: Eukaryota; Fungi; Ascomycota; Sordariomycetes; Glomerellales; Glomerellaceae. The transcript has 2 exons. Gene Ontology annotation, cellular component: membrane.
AUGUCAGAUCAUCAAGAAAAGCAGACUCUUGGUGUGCAACAGCCGCAACCAUCAAUACCGUACCCUGAAGCAGAUCCCCCACUCAACUACUCCAAUUCCCACCAAAGUUCAAUCGUCGGGGAAGAGGAAUUCAGAUAUCCAGAUGGAGGCACUACAGCCUGGUUGCAAGUCCUAGCCUCACACUUGAUCAACCAAAUCGCCUGGGGUUACCCCUCCUCAUACGGCGUCUACCAACUCUACUACACCACCACCCUCAACCUCCCCUCAUCGCAGGCAUCAUGGAUUGGCUCGAUCCAGAUCUUUCUCACCUUCGGCAUCUGCGCUCUAUCGGGCCGCCUAGCCGACGCUGGUUACACCCGUCAUGCCGUCAUCGUCGGCUUGUUCAUGGCCGUGAUGGGGACAUUCUUGACCAGUUUCUGCCACGCGUACUGGCAAAUCUUCCUCGCCCAAGGUCUAUGCACAGGGCUCGGGAUGGGCAUCAUGUUCAUGCCGGGCAUCACCAUCGUCGGCUCGUACUUCAAGAGGCGAAAGACUCUGGCGCUCUCCAUCGUUACGACUGGGACAGGCCUCGGCUCUGUGACGUUUCCUAUUCUGCUGAAUUACACGAUGCCACAUGUAGGCUUUGCGUGGGCUGUGAGGUGCCAGGCGUUGAUGAUGUUGGUUCUUGGUGUUGUUGCGAUUGCGUUGAUGAGACCGCGACUGGCGCCUAGGAAGAAGGGUCCUUUGAUUGAGUGGGCUGCGUUUAGAGAACGGUCCUAUACGUGUUUCGCUAUCGGGAGUUUCUUCGUGUUUCUAUCUCUUUACUUCAGUCUCUUUUAUAUGAAUGUCUUUGCCCGGGAGGUUAUUGGGCUCGCCUUCACUGAAUCUGUCUCUCUGCUGCUGAUUCUGAACUCGUCGGGAAUACCCAGUCGCGUUCUCUCCGGAUUCAUAGCUGGGCGCUAUCUAGGCUCGAUCAACACGUUCAUCAUCAGCAACGUGGUAGUGAGCGGUAUGUACUUUGCAUGGAUAGGGGUCCAUACUGGUCCUGGACUGUACGUUCUGAGUGUGUUCUUUGGCAUCGCAAAUGGCUUCGUCCAAGGCGUUUUCACACCGGCUCUGGCGAGUUUGACUGUAGACCCCACGAAGAUGGGAGCACGCUUCGGAAUGGUCGCGACGAUUGUGGGUGUGGCUUCCUUAGCAGGGCCUCCUAUCGCUGGCGCGAUCCUAGAUGUGUCGGGUGGGAAGUAUAUCUGGGCGCAGAUCUGGGCAGCUGUGAUUACUUUGCUGGGCGUAGGAAGUCUUGUCGCUGCUAGGGUAGCGGCUGUUGGGAAUGUGUUGAAAGCAAAGGUUUGA